Messenger RNA from Tremella mesenterica DSM 1558, 936 nucleotides. RefSeq lists its product as uncharacterized. The coding region runs from base 1 to 936 and encodes 311 amino acids. NCBI's taxonomy places the organism in Eukaryota, Fungi, Basidiomycota, Tremellomycetes, Tremellales, Tremellaceae. The record is from RefSeq and is a predicted model, not a curated record. The transcript has 6 exons.
AUGUCUAAGCGUACUUUGUCUCCUUCCACCUCCUCCCGUCAAACUCGAGCUUCUACCUUGGCAAUCCUGCCUGACGUCGACCCCGAACUCCUCAUGCGUAAAACGAAAAGAAUGAGAAUUACGUCUGAAGCCGCUUCCUCUCAACCCCCAUUGGUUGAUGCGUCUCGACGAGCUCUCGACACCAUUAAGGAGAAGUAUCAAUCCGGUCCUUCUCGCGAAGCACAAUCGCUCCUUGAUGACCAUGUCAUCGAGCAAUAUUUCGACUUCGAAGGGGGUGCUGGGCCAUCUGCCACUGGUGAGAACCUAUCUCCCGCCAAAUCCGUCGACUCCGAACACCCUACCGUCGUCGAAAAUGAAAAUUCUCCCGGUAAGCAACCCACUGGUCCUCCUUCUGAGGCUUCCGACGAACUUGUGGAGGUUCCCGAAGAACUUGGUGACAUCUUUCACGCCCCUCGCAAGGUUACCGUCAACCAGGAACUGGUUAAGUUGCUCGAGGAUCGAAAAGACUCCGAAAUCGGUGAGAAUUCCACCGAGUUCUGUUCGCUUCUGACUUCUCUGGACCGUUUCCGCGAAACCAACGCCAUCAAGCCCACUGUAAAGUGGUUUAAGAAUGCUCUCGAUCGUUUGGCCCAAGGUUGGCGCCUCCGCAACAAAAAUGGUGCUGUUGUUCGGCUAGAGGGUGAGCUCUGUACCGAUUGUCAACGUCGUCUCGAUGGUGGUGAAGACUUUCGUGUUGGUUGUAUUGGCCCUCUCGGUGGUGUGUGUGGUGAAUGCUCUGCUAAGGGUACUUCAAAAUGUUCGGUGAAGACCAACAACCCUGAGUCCAAAUUCCGGUAUUGUUGUGGGAGCAAGAACGGUCACUUCCAAGGUUACUUUUGUCCUGGAGCACGAGCUUUGUGCGGCUUCGGUCCGCUAUCGAUCCCUUCCUGCCCAUGA